Molecule: messenger RNA, 1532 nt
Organism: Coregonus sp. 'balchen'
Lineage: Eukaryota; Metazoa; Chordata; Actinopteri; Salmoniformes; Salmonidae
Source: the annotation of a GenBank genome assembly
CGUAGUCAGCCCCUCUAUUCACAUGUAAAUGAGGUGAGGCGUUAUAAAUACCUAAUACAGGCACUAUCGUUGCGCUUGAGGCUGCAUAACAAAUCAAGUGCUCGUCUGCACAAGUACAGUUCGGCUUUGUUUGCAACAGGGACCGGCGGCCAUCUGUCCCAUUCACGGUGUGUAACGGUCGUGUGGAUUUAUCAACCCUCAGUUUUUGGCAGUGUCUGGGUUAAACUUCUACAACAUGGCCCCCACUCCCAAUAAUAAAAACGGACUGAAUAGAGACGAGGGUGAAUACUAUGGCAUUAAAGUGGACAGAAAGGUAGGCCAAAGUGUCGCUAAUUGUUGUGUAUUGAGUGUUAUUUUGUGUAACUUAUUAUAAUUUAUUAAUGUGCGGUCAAUUGGGUUUUUUUCAGACCAGAAAACCGUUGGUUGAGAAAAAGAGACGGGCUCGCAUCAAUGAAAGUUUGCAAGAGCUCAGAGUUCUGCUCGCAGACACAGAUGUACGUUUUUGCACAUUUUAUGUCACUUUAUCUCACAUUUUCCCUCUCUUUGUGUAGCCUAUUGUCGUUACAUUGUAAACGAGUUAUUUACAUUAUAUCAAUCUGGCAUUCACAGUUACAAUCAAAGAUGGAGAACGCCGAAGUGCUGGAAAUGACUGUGAAACGAGUGGAGAGUAUCCUUCAAAGCCGAGCACAAGGUAAGGUAGGCCUAUAGGCUAGGUUUAUGCACGCGAUGGUAUAAUGCACGUGGACAUUUCAUACAACUAGUAGAAAGUAGUGUGUACACCUACAUAUGUAGGAUCUUAAUUUGAGCCAGGUUUGCUACAGCAGGAAAAUAAUCCAGCAGCAACAGGAAAUGUGAAUUAUUAUGUGGAUUAUAAUUAAUUGACAUUUUUGUAGAGGUUGAUACAUUUUCCGUAAGGGGAAAUCAAGUCUGACAUUUUAAACUGGUAAUAACAGACGUCAGAAGCAAAAACACUGCAUGUUUUACAUUUCUUGCUUUGCAGGAAAGUUCUGCAACAGGGUGAUCAAAUUAAGAUUCUGUGUGUCUUUUAAAUGUAUCUGUCUGUCUGUGCUUUGUCAGAGGUCGACACCGUGAACAGGGAGGCAAGCGAAAGGUUCGCUGCAGGCUACAUCCAGUGCAUGCAUGAGGUGCACACCUUCGUGUCCAACUGCCCGGGAAUCGACACGACCAUCGCGGCGGAGCUCUUGAACCACCUCCUCGAAUGUAUGCCCCUGAACGACGAGGACAGACUCCAGGUGAUGCUCCAGGAUCUCAUGACAGACUGCUCCACUAACAGUAACAGCACUUGGCCCAGUUCUGAGGGCAUAUACGCUGCUGCGGGGGGAAGGAGCAUCUCCAGCGGCAGCUCCUCAGCCCUCUCCCCGGCGCCCUCCACUACCUCCAGCGAUGACCUGUGCUCGGAUCUGGAAGAGACUGACUCUGAGCAGAACCACAUCUCUGUGGACGCUGAGAACCAGGAUGUUCUGAGCAUGCCCACAGCGGCCUAUUCCGAGUCCAUGUGGAGACCCUGGUAG